CGAGCGGGGGCGGCGAGCGGAAGCAGGCCCGCGGGGGCAGCGGCAGCGCGCGGGGAUCCAGCCGCAGCGCGUCCAGCUCCUCCUCGAGGCGGCGGCAGAGGAGGAAGAAGGAGAAGGGCAAGAAGAAGGGCAAGAAGGACGAGAAGGCCAAGCGGGCGCCCGGGGGAGAGUCUUCCCUCGGCGAGUCCAGCGACGGCCUGGAGCCUUUGGGCACCGUCCCCGACUUCUACCACAAGUCCAAGAUGUGCUGGACCUUCUUGGAGGGGAGGUGCACCCUCGACAAGUACUGCACGGCCGCGCACUCGCAGAGCGAGCUGGUGCAGCCGGGUGAGGCCAGAAAGCUGUGGCAGGAGCGCGUGGACCGAAGGCAGCGGAGGGCCGAGAAGAAGAGGCGCCUCGCGGAGGCCGAGGCGGCCAGCGACCCCAGCGGAGGCAUGGGGAAUCCCUUCUUCGGCUGGAGCCCGUAUCCUCCGGAGCUGAUGCACCAGUGGGGCAUGCCCCCCGGGGGCCACAUGGCGAUGCCGUGGGGCAUGCCGCCGGGGAUGCCGUAUCCGGGGAGCCCGCAGCCUGCGAUGGUGCAGUCCGCCGGGGCGGGGGCGCCCGGCGCGGAGAAGAAGAGCAGGCGGGAGGAGAAGGCGAAGAAGAAGAAGGACAAAGACGAGAAGAAGGAGAAGGAGAAGGAGAAGGAUAAAGACAAGGACAAGGACAAGGCCAAGGACAAGAAGCAGAAGAAGGACAAGGAGGGCAAGGAUGCGGGAGAGGGCAAGGCCAAGAAGCAACGGGAGGCCACCAUCGGGCCGCGGCCCGGGUGAGGCCGCCGCCUAUCCCCGGGCGCCGCCGGGGCGGGCGCCGCCGCCGCCGCUCCGCGGCCCAGCGCCCCCCACACAAAAAAGAAUCGCGGCCCAGCGCCGUGGUGCCUCGAGCGGCCGCGGGCCUCGGCCGCGGCCUCGUCCUCCUCCUCCUCCUCCUCCUCC
Molecule: messenger RNA, 974 nt
Organism: Prorocentrum cordatum
Lineage: Eukaryota; Dinophyceae; Prorocentrales; Prorocentraceae
Source: the annotation of a GenBank genome assembly